Vanessa tameamea is the source of this 1581-nucleotide messenger RNA. Its product is annotated as homeobox protein Hox-C4. The transcript has 5 exons. Gene Ontology annotation, biological process: spinal cord motor neuron cell fate specification; regulation of DNA-templated transcription; neuron projection morphogenesis. Lineage: Eukaryota; Metazoa; Arthropoda; Insecta; Lepidoptera; Nymphalidae. Gene Ontology annotation, molecular function: DNA-binding transcription factor activity, RNA polymerase II-specific; sequence-specific double-stranded DNA binding. The record is from RefSeq and is a predicted model, not a curated record. Gene Ontology annotation, cellular component: nucleus. The coding region runs from base 144 to 1364 and encodes 406 amino acids.
UGUAAGCUAGUUGUUCGUACGUUAACGCGAGUGACGUGUUCCAUUUUUGAAUUUUUUCGAAUUUUCUUUUUUUGUGUUGUGCUUGUGUGUGUUUAUUGCGGAUGAGUGGGUUGAUCAUGUAACCGGAUUAAAACACCACAGAGAUGUCCACAAUACUGUCCCAAGCGAUGUACCGACGAGACAGCGACAGCCCAGACAAACCUCUCGAAAUCGACCAGGAAUCGAAUCCAGACCCGAGCCGAUCAAAUAGUCCAAAAAACAUGAAAUUCUACAAACAGCUAGACGAAGAUAAAACACUCUUGAACCAUGGAAAGAAAUCUUUCUGCAUCGACGCGCUAUUAUCAAAACAUAUGGAACCGGAUCAGACUAUACAAGAGAGAAUGGCACAGCAAAAAUAUUUGGCGUUAAUACAAAACAAAUCCUACAUUACAAGAUAUCAAAAUGAUAAUUACGACACCCAAAUUGAGCAGAACACGAUCAGCAAAUGUCAGAACCGGCCGCCGAGUCAGAACUUUGGACCGGAAAGCCCUAGAUCGGGUCAGAGCAGUCCUAGAAGCGGUUCCCCUGGGUCAGAUGAUGGGAAUAGAUCAGAGAGUUAUAGCCCUCCAAUUUCUCCAGGUGUGGAAGGAGGGAACGAGGAAUAUGAUAGCUAUAGACCAGGUAUCAUUCCAAAACCUGGUCUACUCCAACCGCCGAUCCAGGCGCCGCUCUUCAACUACCCACCCCCAGGAUUGAGCCUCCCGCAGGCCUCUGCCUUCCAUCACCCCGGCGACCGGGUGUUACACCAGAUGCAGCUCGAAUGGCUGGCUAGAACUGGUAUGUUCUAUCACCGAAUACCGGAAUUGGGAGGAGCACCUCACGCUCUCCUCGGCAAGACAAGGCGUCCACGGACAGCCUUCACCUCGCAGCAGCUCCUGGAACUCGAGAAGCAGUUUCGUAUGAACAAAUACCUGUCAAGACCAAAACGAUUUGAAGUCGCUACCAGCCUGAUGCUCACCGAGACCCAGGUAAAAAUAUGGUUCCAAAACCGAAGGAUGAAGUGGAAGCGUUCAAAAAAGGCACAACAGGACACUAAAAGUAAGGAACCGCACGUCAGCCACCCAAACGACGACAAAAACAAACAGAAAGAUCUUCCCUCGUCCGAACACGAAAAACAACCUUCACAACAAAUGGCCGCCGAUUUGACAUCUGUCAAACCGCCCCCGAUGUUAGACAGGGACAGAAUCAUCGCUCUGGAGCGAGAGAGAGCUAUGGCGGCAGCAAACUUCAAUUCUAAUUUGGAAAACAAUAGACGUGGGUUGGUCGUUAUGAACCAAGAUGGCGGCAGGCCCGGUAUGGACAUGUUUAGGCCGUAUGUAGUAUGAAAAUAAAUAACUUUUUGUUUCUUUAUCAAAUUAGGUUUUUUACUUAGUAAAGAUACUGAGAUAGCUUAAUAAAUGUCAUGUUUAAUUUAGGCUGUCCGUUUAUAAAAGUUAAUCUAGUCUUUACAAACAUUUACCAUAAGUAUUACUUUACGUUUUAUACACUUGUAAGUAAAAGUACUUAAAGUUUGUUUUCUUUUUCAAUUUUAUUUAAUGUUUU